AUGGAUACCUUUAGUUUACAUUAUCGUUUUUCCAAACAACAUCCGGAUGCUUGUAUGUGGCAAGGCGCUACCGCUCUUCAGAAAUGCACUGCAGCCAUAAGGAUGUUAGCAUAUGGAUGUGCAGUUGAUCAAAUUGAUGAGUAUCCAAAACUUGGUGCUACAACGUCGAAGGAGUGUCUUACACACUUUGUUGAUGGUAUAAUUGCGCAAUUUUCGGCAGAAUAUAUUCGAAAGCCAAAUACUGAAGAUCUCCAACGUCUUCUUAGAGAAGGGGAUGAUAGAGGAUUUCCAGGUAUGAUAGGGAGCAUCGAUUGCAUGCAUUGGAAAUGGAAAAAUUGUCCCGCUGGAUGGAAAAGGAUGUAUCAAGGAAGAUCUAAAACAGCGACUGUAAUCUUAGAAGCCGUUGCUUCUAGAGAUUUAAGGAUUUGGCAUGCUUUUUUUGGAACACCAGGAUCUUACAACGACAUAAAUGUACUCCAGCGUUCGCCGGAUUUUGACGACCUUCUCAACGGUCGAGCACCACAAGUCCAGUUCAACGUGAAUGGAAAUACCUACAACAAAGGGUACUAUCUCAAAGAUGAAAUUUAUCCAAAAUGGGCAACUUUUAUUGACGCCAUAACCGCUCCCCAAACCCAUAAACAAAGGUUGUUCACUCAACUUCAAGAAAGUGCACGAAAGGAUGUUGAACGUGCCUUUGGUGUACUACAAGCUCGAUUUGCAAUAAUUCGAAAACCUACGUUAGCAUGGAGUGUGCCAAUGCUAUGGAAAAUUAUGAUGACAUGUAUCAUUAUCCACAAUAUGAUUGUGGAAGACGAGCGCGAUACUUAUGUUAAUUAUAAAGAUCCACAAGAGUUCGCCCAAGAACAACCUGAAAAUGUAGCAAGAUCAUCAAACUUAAAUGGUAUACAACAUUUUCUGUCACACCCGGACGAUAUGAUGAUUGUGUUAUAUGUCCUAUUACGAAAACCAAUGAGAGAAAGACGGAUGUGCGCCAACACCCGAAUGGAUAAGAUCAGAAAUGAGGUUAUUCGAGUAAGGCUCAGGGUUGUAUCGAUUUCUGCAAAGUUGCUGAGGUGGUUUUAUCAUGUGCAAAGGAAAGCUAGCGAUAAACCAGUGAGAAGAGUGAAAAGCAUCACAAUCGAUGGUAAAAGAAGUCGAGGAAAACUUAAGAAAACAUGA
This is a messenger RNA of Amaranthus tricolor (Joseph's coat), 1179 nucleotides long. RefSeq lists its product as uncharacterized. Lineage: Eukaryota; Viridiplantae; Streptophyta; Magnoliopsida; Caryophyllales; Amaranthaceae. The record is from RefSeq and is a predicted model, not a curated record. The coding region runs from base 1 to 1179 and encodes 392 amino acids. The transcript is spliced from 2 exons.